AUGGACAGUCCCACCAGAGGAGCUGAAGAUUUCAUUGCUGCGCUCUGGAAUGACUUUGACGACGAUUACAGUGGUGUGUUUUCAUAUCAGCAGUACACAAAUGGAAGCGUCCUCACUCGCGCCACUCAGGAUAUCAACCAGUAUUUCUCUCAAGUGAACAUCAAUGCUGCUUGGGUCUUUGUCGUCACUUGGAGAUAUGCUCUUCAGCCAGACCCGGCAAUCCUUUUUCAAGUAGUUUUAAUUUCAGGCAGUGGUCAGUCUUACUUUCUGAUGAAUUAUGGUGACUGCGCUGUGUUAUAUGGUCAAUUGGAGGCUGGAUAUGACACAAUAAACUCCACAAGCUACUUUGUAAUUCCUGAUUCAACUAAUGGCAACUACCAAAACCUGAAGAACACAACUAAUGUAAAUGUUCCUGGUCGUUGGGCAUUUAACGCAUGGGCAGCACCAGCAAUAUUCUAUCUGUUCGGCUCAGCAGCAGGAGACACAGAAUAUUCUCUUACUUCCGAUGAAGGCUAUGUACCCGUUUCCUUCUCCAUUCCAUAUACAUUCUUUGACAACACGUACAACAGCUUAUAUGUGAGAUUUCAUUUCCAAUGCCAGUCUACAGUUAAUAUGAAUGCAAAUGUUGUGAUAAUCAAUUCUUUUCUGCUGGAUUUGAACUGAUUUCUUGCAUUACAGGUUCAUUUUAACGGACUCCUUACAUUCAACCAACCUGAACCAGCAUC
Messenger RNA from Cyprinus carpio (common carp), 725 nucleotides. Its product is annotated as sushi, nidogen and EGF-like domain-containing protein 1. Bases 1 to 663 code for a protein of 220 amino acids. The record is from RefSeq and is a predicted model, not a curated record. Gene Ontology annotation, biological process: cell-matrix adhesion. NCBI's taxonomy places the organism in Eukaryota, Metazoa, Chordata, Actinopteri, Cypriniformes, Cyprinidae. The transcript is spliced from 5 exons.